Molecule: messenger RNA, 2068 nt
Organism: Leptopilina heterotoma
Lineage: Eukaryota; Metazoa; Arthropoda; Insecta; Hymenoptera; Figitidae
Product: probable ATP-dependent RNA helicase pitchoune
Exons: 10
Coding region: 134-1882 (582 amino acids)
Biological process (GO): maturation of LSU-rRNA from tricistronic rRNA transcript (SSU-rRNA, 5.8S rRNA, LSU-rRNA)
Cellular component (GO): nucleolus
Molecular function (GO): nucleic acid binding; ATP binding
Source: RefSeq, a predicted model, not a curated record
UUCCCUGCAAACACGUGUUUUUUUCCCUUCAUGUUUAUAUCAAUUUAUUUGGUUCAUUUUAAUCAUUUAUAUUAGUUUAUACUUGAAAUAUUUCUAAAAAUGAGUAAAUUUUAAUAUAAAUUUAAAAGCAUAUAUGUAUUUAAUUGGUUUAAUUAAUCAAAGAAGAGUAAUUGUUUUAAUAUUUGCAGAUAAAGUAAUAAAACUGUUAAUAAACAUGGGCGUUAAGGAAAAUUUAAAAAGAAGAUCAACAGAGAUCGAAAUAUCGAAAAUAGAAAAGAGAAAGAUAAGAAGAAAUGAAAAUUCAAUAACAAAUAAUGUAAGGAAAAAAUCAAAAAUAGAGAAUAUUGAAGAUUGUAGCGUAAGUUAUGAUGUUAAAAAUUAUGAAACAUCGAAAUUUUCAUCCCUGCAAGAUAAAAUCUCGCAAAAUACAUUAAGAGCAAUUGAAAAUAUGGGAUUUAAGACAAUGGAAAAAAUAGUGGAACGUUGCAUUUUAAAAAUUCUCCAGGGUGAAAAUCUCGUGACAACAAUAAAAACAAAGUCAACAUCAAAUUUAUCUUUUCUAAUUCCUGCUAUUGAAUUAAUAAAUAAAUUAAGUUCCAAAUUACAAAAAGGAACUGGAUGCAUUAUAGUAACAUCAACACGCGAAUCAGCAUUACAAGUUUUUGGCACUUUGAAAGAAUUAUUACAAUUUUAUCAAUUUACAAGCUGCUUAUUAAUUGAUGGUUCCGAUCAAAAAACUGAGUCACGAAAAUUAUCGAAAGGUGUUAAUUUUAUUGUCGCCACUGCUUCAAGAUUAUUUCAUCAUUUACAAAAUACUCCCGAUUUUGUGUACAAAAAUUUACAAAUUCUUAUUUUUGACGAAACUGAUCGUAUUCUACAAACUGGAAAUGAAGAAACAUUAAAGCAAAUUAUUCCGUUUCUACCAGAAAAGAGGCAAACUGCCAUUUUCAUGAAAGAAAAGAUUAAUAUUGAAAAAUUCGAAUUGUCAAUAAACAAAAAGCCAAUUGUCUUGAACCAAGUUGAGAGAGAAGAGAAAAUUGUUGAUGGUUUAGAGGAAGGAUACAUUAUUGCACCAAGUGAUAAACGUUUUCAUUUUCUCUUAAAUUUCCUCGAGAAAAAUAAGAAGAAGAAAAUUAUAGUUUUGUUCAGUUCUUGUCUGUCGACAAUACAUCAUCACGAUCUGUUUACUUCAUUAGAUGUUCCAGUUUCCAGCAUUCACGGGAAGCAGAAACAAGUGAAGCGAAGAGAAAUUUUUUCCAAAUUCUCCUCUGCUUCUUCGGGAAUUUUACUCUGCGCUGAAGCUACUACAACGGAAGUUGUUUUUCCGAAAGUUGAUUGGAUCCUGCAAUACGAUCCACCGGAAAAUCCAAAGGAACAUAUUAAUCGGCUUUCUGAAAUGAGCAAGGAAUCGAAAGGAAAGGCAGUUUUAAUUUUAAGCCCGGAAGAAAUUGGCUUUCUGUCCUAUUUGAAGGAAGUUGGAGUUUCUACUUCGGAGUUUAAGAUCUCUUGGAAUAAAAUAAAAAACGUUCAAGUCUCGUUAGAGAAGUUGAUGGCGGAAAACUACUUUCUAAAUUUAUCAGGAAAAGAAGCAUUUAAAGCUUUUGUCAAAUCGUACGACUCGCAUCAUCUCAAGAAAAUUUUUAAUAUAGAAAGACUAGAUUUGACCAAAGUGGCAAAGUCUUUUGGUUUCACCGUUCCACCGGCUGUCGAUUUAAGCAUUAAUAAACAGGAAUUUGACAAAAGUGCAAGACCAGAAAAACGAUUAGGCGGAGGUGGAUAUGGAUUUUUCAAAACCAUGAAUCGUAUGGGUGAGAAAAAAGGACAAAACAAAAUCUUCAAACAAGUUGGAAAACGAAAAAAACUUUCCAAGAGUGCUAGUUAAGUUUUCUCCUUAAUUUUAGUUUUUGAAAAUUAAAUUGAUUUUUAAAAUUCUUUCUAUAAUCUUAGAUUAGAAUAAAUUUAGUUGAUUAAAUAAUAACAUAGAUUUUUUUGUAAUUUAAUAGUUUCUAAUGUUUUCUUUCUUCUCCGGGAUCUUUCACAUAAUUAAAUAAAAGAAACUUCAUUUAAA